Molecule: messenger RNA, 2539 nt
Organism: Tachyglossus aculeatus (Australian echidna)
Lineage: Eukaryota; Metazoa; Chordata; Mammalia; Monotremata; Tachyglossidae
Gene: MTM1
Product: myotubularin 1
Biological process (GO): muscle cell cellular homeostasis; negative regulation of autophagosome assembly; dephosphorylation
Cellular component (GO): plasma membrane
Molecular function (GO): phosphatidylinositol-3,5-bisphosphate 3-phosphatase activity
Source: RefSeq, a predicted model, not a curated record
CUGUGGAAGCCAAGACUUCAGGCACGUGGACUGCAGACCACGUACAGGCAGUGUGUCCAUCAUGGCCUCAGCUUCUACGCCUAAAUAUAUUUCCAACUCCCUGGAGAACGACUCAAUUAAAAGGGCCUCAAGAGAUGGAAUUAAUCGGGAACUCGGUGAAGAAAUUCCCCGACUACCAGGGGAAACUCGAAUUACAGACAAAGAAGUUAUUUAUAUAUGUCCUUUCAAUGGUCCCAUUAAGGGAAAGCUAUACAUUACGAAUUACCGGCUAUAUUUAAGAAGUUUGGAAAUGGAUCCUCCUGUAAUACUGGAUGUUCCUUUGGGAGUAAUUGCAAGAAUUGAAAAAAUGGGAGGAGCUUCAAGUAGAGGAGAGAAUUCCUAUGGACUAGAUAUUACUUGUAAAGAUAUGAGAAAUCUGAGGUUUGCCUUAAAGCAGGAAGGUCACAGCAGAAGGGAUAUAUUUGAAAUCUUCACAAAACAUGCCUUUCCACAGUCACAUAAUUUGGUAUUUUUUGCAGUUCUAAAUGAAGAAAAGUUUUCCAAAAAUGGUUGGCUGGUCUAUAACCCAAUGGAAGAAUAUAGGAGGCAGGGAUUGCCCAAUGAUCAGUGGAGGAUAACAUUUAUUAAUAAACGCUAUGAAUUGUGUGAUACCUAUCCAUCCCUUUUGGUGGUUCCGUAUAAUUCCACAGAUGACGAUCUCAGGAAGGUCUCUUCUUUUAGAUCCAGGAGUAGGAUUCCGGUACUGUCUUGGAUUCAUCCAGAAAACAAGACUGUUAUCAUGCGCAGUAGUCAGCCUCUCGUUGGUAUGAGUGGGAAACGAAAUAAAGAUGACGAAAAGUAUCUCGAUGUUAUCAGGGAAGCUAACGGGCAGAUUUCUAAACUGACCAUCUAUGAUGCAAGGCCCAAUGUGAACGCAGUGGCCAACAAGGCAACAGGGGGAGGAUAUGAAAGUGAUGAUGCAUAUCACAAUGCAGAACUUUUCUUCCUGGAUAUUCAAAAUAUUCAUGUAAUGAGAGAAUCUUUAAGAAAAUUGAAGGACAUUGUGUAUCCUAAUGUGGAAGAAUCUCAUUGGUUAUCCAGUCUGGAAUCAACUCACUGGUUAGAACACAUCAAGCUUGUCUUGACGGGAGCUAUUCAAGUAGCAGAUAAAGUAUCCUCAGGGAAAAGCUCGGUAUUGGUCCACUGUAGCGAUGGAUGGGACAGAACGGCCCAACUGACAUCCUUAGCCAUGUUGAUGUUAGACAGCUACUACCGAACAAUUGAAGGAUUUGAAGUAUUGGUUCAAAAAGAAUGGAUAAGCUUUGGACACAAAUUUUCGUCUAGGAUAGGGCACGGUGAUAAAAACCAUGCUGAUGCCGACCGAUCUCCCAUUUUUCUUCAGUUUAUUGAUUGCGUUUGGCAAAUGUCUAAACAGUUUCCUACAGCUUUUGAAUUCAAUGAACAGUUCCUGAUUACAAUCCUGGAUCAUUUGUACAGUUGCCGGUUUGGCACUUUCUUAUACAAUUGUGAAUCUGCUCGAGAAAAAGAAAAACUUACGGAGAGAAGCUCCUCAUUAUGGUCAUUGACAAACAGUGAAAAAGGAAAGUACUCAAAUCCCUUUUAUACUAAGGAACUGAAUCGAGUUCUCUAUCCAGUUGCAAGUAUGCGUCACUUGGAACUUUGGGUGAAUUAUUACAUUAGAUGGAAUCCAAGAAUUAGGCAACAACAGCCAAAUGCAGUGGAGCAGCGUUACAUGGAGCUCUUAGCCUUACGUGACGAAUAUAUAAGGAGACUUGAAGAACUACAGAUCACCAACUCUUCCAAGAUUUCUAAUUCAUCGUCACCCUCAUCAUCUUCACAAAUGAUGCCCCAUUUACAAACUCACUUUUGAAAGAAAAAAAUUGGAGUUGUUCUUUAGAACUCCGCAACCCCCUAUGUGCAUUUUACAUCAAACUUUAAAAGAAAAUGGACUAUUUGAAUUCCAUGUUGCACAUGUGUUAAAAAGUUUUGGGAUUAUUUUUUGCCUUCACAUGGAAAUGAACUGAAGAUAUCUGUACUUCUGAAUAUGUGCCUUUCAUGUUUGAGUGAGAUACAUUAUCCAAUUGAUUAGGAGAAGAAAAUAGUCUUAGCAGGUAUUUUAGAAAACCCUGACUAAAAGUGCUUAUUUAAUAUUUUUCUAAUUCUGAAAGUUUUUUAAAACUUUAGAAAUGGUAUGGAUGUUAUUUGUAUUCAUGUUAAUAAAACUAACAGCAUUUUGAACUGACAUUAACAAAAUAUUCAAAAGCUGAUUUUUUUCUUGAUUUGAUGCAGCUCAAGUUUAUUUUUAAAAAGCUGUCUAAAAUUAAUGCAGAGGUGAGAGUUGAUGAUUCGUUAGUGCCAAUUUAAUGUUUUAAAUGGUAAGCGUGCAUAGAUAUGUAUCCUAAAAAUGCUUAAAUAAUGGUCAAUUUCUCUACCAUUACAAAUGAUUAAUUCACUAAAGUUGGUCUUUUUGAAAUUAAGUUUUUUCCUCAAAUAUAUUUGAGGUGUAUAUUUUUAUAUUAAAAAAUUGAAAGCACUCAGA